UCAAGUGCAUAUGUGUAUCCUAAAUUAUAUUGAACCUUCAAAACCAUCAGAAACUUCUUGUCAAAUACGUAGAAAACAUUGUAAAUGUCAACUUUAUACGUUGUUGUCCUGUUUUAAUCCCAUGUUUGCGAUGUUUGAUUUGAGCUUUCGUUAAGAUGAGAGUUUUGAGAGCGGCAUAAGAGAGCUUAUCAUAUGUGGCCAUGGCCUCGUAUUCAUCAUAUUACUAUUCCGGCCAAGACCCUGAUGAUUGCCCCUCUCCGACAUAUUACACUGCACAUAACUGCAACAAUAUUGAAAGCUAUAUAGAGAUAAACUAUUUUGCUAAUUCUAACAAGACUUCUUCGACAAACAGUUGUUAUCAGAAAGAAAUCAUACCAGUAUGUACGGCUAAUUUAACGUCUGAAAUGCCUGGUAGUCGUACUAAAGAACCCGCUGUUAUCCAAAGCGGCCAUAGUAGUCCAAUACCUUCACAGGGUUUGCUCAUUUCGGAUAUCCAGAAUAACCCAAUUUUCCGGAAGAAAGGGGAGAGUUGUAAACAGCCUCCUCCCCCAUUAUCGGAUAUCCAAAACAACCCAAUUUUCCGCAAGAACAAGGAAAUUAACAAGCAGCAUCCGCCGCCGUUGUCAACUAAACCUCUGUCAUCUCCUAAGCCCGCGACACCGCCCAAACCCUCGAUAUCCCCGAAAACCUCGCCUUCACAAAAAUCACCAGUAUCACUUCAACCCGCACCCGAAAAUGGGAUCCUGCGAUCUACCAAAAAAACGCCAGCGAGUAGUGCCCCCGCUUCCCCUGUUGGAUUCAUGUUACCCGAACCAGAGUCAAGGUGGGACGGAUCGCCAGCCGAUCAGAGAAUGGAGACGUUGAAACUGACGAUGCCAGAA
Symsagittifera roscoffensis is the source of this 881-nucleotide messenger RNA. RefSeq lists its product as uncharacterized. Lineage: Eukaryota; Metazoa; Xenacoelomorpha; Acoela; Convolutidae. The record is from RefSeq and is a predicted model, not a curated record.